CCCAGGGAUCGAUACAGAUGUGUCCCUAAGUAGGGCUGAAAGUCCAUCCUUAAUUGCCCAAUUCUUGCCCGUACUCAGGACUCUGAAACGAACAUCCUACACCGAUAUCAGUGGCAAUAAUGACCAUUUUGCUCCAUUCCAAUUAGUAAAACGCCCUGCCAUAAAAGACGAUGCCGGCAGUCAUUCUAUACUCGCAGUCAGACCUAAUUUCUAACGAGCCCCGCCGGCGACUACGGACGAGGGGCUUUCAUAAUAUAAUUCCCGUUCAUCCACUCUCUUUUCAUCCAAAGAUGGUUUCCAAUCAAAUUAGAUCCGGAUUAUGUCCCGGCAAGCUCCAUAUAUUGUUUUGAUGAACUAUGUUGAUCCUUGAAUUUAUACGUAGUAGUUCGUUUCGCUCACGGGACACGGGUGAAGUCUUCCUCAUGGAUCCAACCCCGCGAUUGGGUUUAGAUAAGAGCCCACUCCGGACCCUACAUCGAUGCAGGAACAGAACAUUUGUCUGCAGGAACAGUCGUUUCAAUCACAUCAUCAUGAAGCUCAAUAUCUUCCUGCCUCGCAUUUCUGUAGCUUCGGCUGCGAGCUAUUGCCCCUCUCGCCCCGCACCCUCCGCCGAACAAAUCUCCAUCUUUAACGAAUUUCGUUCAAAAAUUCUACUACGCCAAGAAACAUCAAGGCCGCAUUUGUGGACUAUUUUAGCCCAAGCUGGAUCGAGCACCGUCGAGCGUGCCCUCCUUAGGCGAGGACAAGCUGUAUAUAUAUUGCUCCGUACACACCAUCGAUUGAUCAACAUCCUCUCCGCAGGGAAUCGAACCCAGAUUGAAAAGCUGUACAUAUAUUGCUCCGUGCACACCUGCUCUCUCAAUACAACAUUCUCUCCUCCAAUUAUCUGGUUCAACCACUAAUUCAUCUACUUUUAUCAGCUGAUUUAUGAUGUAUCGGAGAAAUCGUGCUUGGAACCACCCCUAUCGCCGAAUGCUAAUGGGGUUAGGAACAUAGCUUUGGAUACCUUUCUCUCUCCUUUUAC
Molecule: messenger RNA, 1024 nt
Organism: Hyaloscypha bicolor E
Lineage: Eukaryota; Fungi; Ascomycota; Leotiomycetes; Helotiales; Hyaloscyphaceae
Exons: 2
Coding region: 357-902 (181 amino acids)
Source: RefSeq, a predicted model, not a curated record